GGUGUCGUAACCCGUCUCUUAUGGUGGCUUGGCUUUGUGUCACGGAACAGAGAAUUAUUUUUAAUCGACAAGAGAAGGCCGCCGAUCUUUUAAGCUUUUAACCGGAAUCCAUGGCGGUGCAAGCAGGUGUUCAGACCUCUAAGGUCCUUAUCCUACUCGGCGCAGGUGUAUCUGGUUCGAUCGUAUUGAGACAUGGGAGGUUGUCUGACCUAAUAGCUCAGCUUCAGGACUUACUCAAGGGGGCUGAAGGAGUUGAAAGCACUCCCUUUAAGUAUGACGGUGCACUCCUAGCUGCUCAGAUUCGACAGCUUGCAAACGAGAUCAAGGAACUAACUAUGACCAAUCCAGUUACCAUCUUUAAUAGAGAUUCAAGCUCUAGUGGCUAUGCAUCUUACCUGGUUCCAGCGGCUGCCGUUGGAGCUAUGGGGUACUGCUACAUGUGGUGGAAGGGGUGGUCAUUUUCUGAUGCAAUGUUUGUGACAAAGAAAAAUAUGGCUGAUGCGGUUGCCUCUGUUUCGAAACAACUAGAGGAUUUGUCAGACACAUUAGCGUCAACUAAGAAACACCUUUCUAAGAAGCUAGCGACCUUGGAUUGGAAGUUGGAAGAGCAGAACGAGACAUCUAAAAUGAUCUUAAGUGAUGUAACUGAGAUGAAAUCAAGCAUUUCACAAAUAGGGUUUGAUUUUAAGCAACUGAAUGAAAUGAUUUCUGGAAUAGAAGGGAAGAUUGAAAGUCUUGAAAGCAAACAAGAUGUGACCCUCUCGGGACUAUGGCAUCUAUGUCAAGUCGCAGGCGUUAAAGACAGCACAAGCACUAAAGUCUUUCAGGAUGUUGGUGCGAGAUUAGUUAUUGAUGGAAAACCAUCUACUAAUAAUUCUCUCUCGGGUCUGAGGUUUCUGACGGAAGGCAAGGAGGCUGCAAACGUAAUACACAAGCCGGUUUUGGCAAAAGAAAUAACCGUGAUGGCGAAACCAGUGGAGGAAAAAACAAAAGCAGCACCCGCACCUGUGACAAGAACAAGAGUUAAUAGAGCGUUUCCGGGUGGAAUAUCUUGGGCAAGGGAUGUUCCAGGGCUAUCCUAAAUAUUAUUUUGGCUUGGUUGAUAUACAAACAAUAUUGCUUAUAAAUAUAUUCGUCCCAACUCCCAAGUUCUCUGAUAUACUUACUGGGAGAGUGGCAAUUAUUUUAUGUACAAAAGAAGAAAAGAAAAAUUCCACUAAGUAACAGAUGUUAUUGCAUCCAUCAACAAUCUGUUUUGCCCUAAUUAUUUUUGUCUCGUCUUUGAUGUUUGUAAAGAAAAGAGUGUGAAUAACGAUUUCACGUAUGUUGAAUGAAAAUAAUAAAAUUGAUGGAUGUAAUCAU
Molecule: messenger RNA, 1362 nt
Organism: Camelina sativa (false flax)
Lineage: Eukaryota; Viridiplantae; Streptophyta; Magnoliopsida; Brassicales; Brassicaceae
Source: RefSeq, a predicted model, not a curated record